CGAUCCAGGUGUUCGUGCGCCCCGUUGCCCCACCGCCCCGCUCCGCCCCGCCCCGCCGCCCCUCACCCCGGCGGCCGCGUGUGUGUGUGCCCCGGCCCCGCACCCCAGCACAACGGCGGGCCACAGGCAGCCUCCCCGCGCCCCCCGAGGCCCGGCGAACACCCAGCAGCAAGGGAAGAAACACAACACCCACAACACCACUGCAGCUGCCCCCACCCCUCCCACCCCUGCCCCUGCCCCCCCCACCACCAGGAGGAUGUUGGAGGGGUACCGGCUGCCCUCCCUGACCACGGUGGUGUGCGGGCUCUUCGUGGCGUACAUCCUGCAGUCGCUGUGGACCCUGGGGCAGCUGUUCGUGCACCCCAGCUGCCCCGCCCCCUCCGACUGCUACCAGCCGCUCAUUGCACAGAAACCCUCGCUGCAGCUCCUGGCCUACACCUCCCCGUACCGGUCACCCUCACGGCCCAACGAUCUCGAGCUGCUGCACCGCCUCAACCCCUUCCCUUAUGACGAGCCGAGGGAGGAUGUGCUGGAGGUGUCGCUGCCUCUGCAUGUCAGGAAAAACGGCUCCCUCUUCCUCCACCUCUUCCUCACCCCUCCACACAUUGACCCAGAGGGCUGGUACGAAUUGGAUCGCUGGGAGCAUUCCGUGUACUCCUUCGCCCCCCUCACCCAGUACCACGUUCCCGAGGCCUCGACGUUCAACCUGCUGGGGGAAGACAUGAACAAGGGGAAGGAUACCAAAAAGCAGGACAGCAGUAAACCCAAGACCAGCAGUAACAAGCAGGAGGAGAAGCAGAAGACCCAGAAGGCAGUGACCCAUUUCCAGUCCCAGGUGACCUUUAACAUCCUGACUGAUCCCGUCGGCCUCCCCAAACAUGACCUGCCCUACGACCUGGGUCACGCACUCAGACUGGACUCCCGUGGCCGCUACCUCCCCAUCCUGCACGUGGACAGCCUCAGCGCACGGAUCAGGGACUUGGUGGAAGUGACGCCCACCCUCAAGCGCACCAACCUCACCCUCAAGUAUGCUCCGGUCUCCUACGGCAAGCUGAGGCUAUGGAUGCAGUUCGAGGGAGCCCUGCGACCCAUGGCCUCCCUGGGGUUCAGCGCGAAGGAUCUGGACGAGGUGAAGGGCGUCUUCUCCGACACCAGCCUCUACUUCCUCUUCGUCACCUUCCUCGUCGCUGCCCUGCAUAUGUUGUUCGACUUCCUGGCGUUCAAGAAUGACAUCGCGUUCUGGCGUGGGAGGACCUCGAUGGCGGGUCUGUCGCCGUCGUACGUGGCGUGGCGGGCGAUCUCCCAGGCCAUCGUGUUCCUCUACCUGCUGGAGGAGAACACGAGCAUGCUGGUGCUGGUGCCGGCGGGGGUGGGCGGCAUCAUUGAGCUGUGGAAGGUGACCAAGGCCUUCCACAUCCGCCUGGAGGGGUGGCGUCUGAAGGUGGAGCACUCCAUCACCUCGGGGGAGAGUGCCACCCGGGCGCUGGACUCCCAGGGCAUUCGCUACCUCAGCUACCUCCUCUACCCUCUCCUGGUGUGCGGUGCUGUCUACUCCCUCCUCUACACCCCACACAGGAGCUGGUACUCCUGGCUAAUCAACUCCCUGGUGAAUGGAGUAUAUGCGUUCGGCUUCCUCUUCAUGUUGCCGCAGCUCUUCAUCAACUACAAGCUCAAGAGUGUGGCGCACCUCCCCUGGAAGACCUUCAUGUAUAAGGCCUUCAACACCUUCAUCGACGACCUGUUUGCCUUCGUCAUCACCAUGCCCACCGCCCACCGCGUCGCCUGCUUCCGCGAUGACGUGGUGUUCCUCAUCUACUUGUUCCAGCGAUGGCUGUACCCGGUGGACAAGAGCAGAGUCAACGAGUUCGGGGAGACGGGCGAGGAGGCGACGCAGAAGGAGAAGAAGGAAUAAACAGACCAACACUUUACUACAACACCAACACCAAUAACACCACCACCACCACCACCACCUCCAGCAGCUUGGACGACAAGGCAACAAUACUGAUGGCGGUGAUGAAGAUGUGUCCAGCUCCAGAGGUCAGGUCAGAUCAUUCCUCACUACACAAUAGGUCAGGGCUUGGCUGUGCGUGGGUGUGUGUGUAUUUACCUAGUUGUGAUUUACAGGAACGGAGCUAUGCUAUGUGUGUGUGUGUGUAUCAGUCAUUCCCAAGUGUGUCGAUCAUUCCGUACAGAUUCAGGAAAGAGUGAAAGAAAGAGAGGAGAAAAUUAGCUUGAUAUAGGAGAGGCUAUGCAGUGUUAAGUAGUUCUUGUAAUUAGCUUGAUAUCGGACUGGCUAUGCAAUGUUAAGUAGUUUUUUUGUAUAUUUAUCUUCCUUCGUCUUCCUGUUUUGAUUCUCGACCAGGCAAAUUUUUUUAGUUUCAUCGACUCAAUGUUAUAAAAAGGCUUCAAUCUUUUCCCCUAUGAAUGUCACAGUCUUUUGUAGCUGUGGCCUGUGACUCACUGUACCAUUGAUGAUUUAUGUAUGAUGAAGGAGGUUACUUAAGACAGAGACAAGGAAGGGAAAAGCAGAGUAUGAUGAAGGAGGUUAUUUGAGACAGAGACAAGGAAGGAAAAAGCAGAGUAUGAUGAAGGAGGUUAUUUGAGACAGAGACAAGGAAGGAGAAAGCAAGCAUGAUGAAGGAGGUUAUUUGAGACAGACAGGGAAGGGAAAACCAAGCAUGAUGAAGGAGGUUAUUUGAGACAGAGACAGGGAAGGAAAAAGCAAGCGUGAUGAAGGAGGUUAUUUGAGACAGAGACAGAGACAGGGAAGGAAAAAGCAAGCAUGAUGAAGGAGGUUAUUUGAGACAGAGACAGAGACAGGGAAGGAAAAAGCAAGCAUGAUGAAGGAGGUUAUUUGAGACAGAGACAAGGAAGGAGAAAGCAAGCAUGAUGAAGGAGGUUAUUUGAGACAGAGACAGGGAAGGAGAAAGCAAGCAUGAUGAAGGAGGUUAUUUGAGACAGAGACAAGGAGAGCAAAGCAACAGAAAUUAAAACCACAACUUGCAACUUCAACGCAAAAAGAAUACAGGUGCUGGAAGAAUCGUCACAUGGUUUGAUUAACAUUACACUUUUAUCACUAAUAUUCUCUCCCGUCAUUUAUUUGUAUAGGCAACUGAUGAUGGUGUGAAGGACAGUUUCCCGGACGGAGACUUGACCUCUUUAAAAAAUCCUCGUCUUUUGCGAUAAUAAUAAUAAUAAUGAUAAUAAUAAUAGCCUUUUUAGAACAUAACUCAUAAACACAAGCACUCAUUCCCCUACAAAGACUUAUUUCAGGCAGCACAGUCGGUAAAAGGAGUCUCGAAUGCCAUGGGUCAACUGAAUAGGAUUUGAGCGAAAUCUAGACUGGUGUUGUGUUGGAUAGGUGGAUAUCAACAGGGAAGAGAGAGAGGGAGGUUGUGAAAGGAAGAUAAGAUGAAAAUAUAAAGGAGUAGAUGGAUAGGAAAGGAAAGACGAAGAUGAUUGGUAGUGGAAGGAGGAUAAGAUGAAAAAAUAAAGAAGUGGAUGGCUAGAAAAAUAAAGGAAAUUGUUAGUGGAAGGAGAAUGGAAAAGAAGAGGGAAGAGAGGGAGAUGGUGGAAGGAGGAUGAAAAGGAAGAGGGAGAUAGUAGAAGGAGGAAAAGAUGAAAAAUAAAGAAGUAGAUGAAUAGAAAAGGAAAGAAAAAGGAGAUUGGUUGUGGAAGAAGGAUAAAAAGGAAGAGGGAGAUAGUAGAAGGAGGAAAAGAUGAAAAAUAAAGAAGUAGAUGAAUAGAAAAGGAAAGAAAAAGGAGAUUGUUAGUGGAAGAAGGAGGAAAAGGAAGAGGGAUGAUAAAGAGGGUGACAGUGGAAGAAAGAAAAGAUGAAAAAAUAAAGGAGUGAAAGGCUAGGAAAAGAAAAGGAAAUUGUUAGUGGAAGGAGGAUGAAAAUGAAGAGGAAAGACAGACAGUGGAUGAAGGAAAGAUGAAAAAUAAAGUAGCUGGAUAGAAGGGAAAGAAAAAAGAGGAUUGAUAAGUGGAAGGAGGAUAAAGAGAAAGAGGGAGAUAGUGGAAGGAGAAUAAGAUGAAAAAAAUAAAGGAGUAGAUAGAUGGAAAGUAGAAAUUGAGCAGAAAGAAAUAGAAAAGUAGUAGAUAGAA
Eriocheir sinensis (Chinese mitten crab) is the source of this 4107-nucleotide messenger RNA. Its product is annotated as lipid scramblase CLPTM1L-like. The record is from RefSeq and is a predicted model, not a curated record. The coding region runs from base 257 to 1912 and encodes 551 amino acids. Gene Ontology annotation, cellular component: membrane; endomembrane system. The transcript is spliced from 13 exons. Lineage: Eukaryota; Metazoa; Arthropoda; Malacostraca; Decapoda; Varunidae.